Molecule: messenger RNA, 934 nt
Organism: Limulus polyphemus (Atlantic horseshoe crab)
Lineage: Eukaryota; Metazoa; Arthropoda; Merostomata; Xiphosura; Limulidae
Gene: Uch
Product: ubiquitin carboxyl-terminal hydrolase isozyme L3-like
Exons: 7
Coding region: 94-570 (158 amino acids)
Biological process (GO): ubiquitin-dependent protein catabolic process; protein deubiquitination
Cellular component (GO): cytoplasm
Molecular function (GO): cysteine-type deubiquitinase activity
Source: RefSeq, a predicted model, not a curated record
GGGAUUAAUCAGUACAGUUGUUUUAUGAUAAAUUUGUAACAUCAUAAUUUAUAGUAUUACGUUUAAAGGCCGUGAUUUUUUUAUUUCCAGGUAAUGAACAAGUUCAUACACAAACUAGGAGUACCGAAGGAUUGGUCAGUCGUUGAUGUAGUUGGUUUGGAUGAUGAACUUCUGGCUACUGUUCCUAGCCCUGUCUUGGCUGUAUUAUUGCUGUAUCCAUCAGGAAAUCAGCAUGAAACACUUGGGACAGAAGAAAAAGCAUCUGGUCAGUCACACAGUGACCAAGUAUAUUUUUUGCAGCAGACUAUCAGAAAUGCAUGUGGAACUGUGGCUCUGCUAAAUAGUAUUUCAGCCAUUCAUGAGAUGAGUGCCCGGGAAGGACAGACUCAGUUCAUCUAUUUUAUUUUUAACAUUUGUACAGAUGGUCGCAAGUCUUUUCCAAUUAAUCACGGCCCAACUUCGAGAGAGAACCUGUUGAAGGAUGCUGCUACUGUGUGCAGGAAAUUCAUAGAGCGAGAUCCUGAGAAUGUGAGAUUUAACGUUCUAGCCUUGGCAGCAGCUGCUAACUGAGAGUCCUGGUCAGUUAUUGUAGCUUAUCUUAGUGUGUGCAGCCUAGCGGGACUUGACUGUGAUGACUUUUUGCUUCAUACCAAAGAUCUUGUUUAAGUAUUGUAUGUGGCCUUUUGUUACACAUCUAUUUUGAAUGCUGAGCAGCAGUUAAAGCAAGUUGCAGCUAUAUUUUUUAUUGUGGCACUGCAUUUUUUGUGCUAUUGAAAAAAAUAAAUUAUUCUAAUUGUGACCAUAAAUAUUCUGUGUGUACUUUAUAGUUGUACCACCUACAUUUUACAAAGUGAUGAGGAAAAAAAUGUCUAUGCCUUUGACGUAGUAAAUUAUGCAAGUUUUAGAUCACCUGAUAUUUGAGUAAUUUAUUUGU